This is a messenger RNA of Eimeria maxima, 2058 nucleotides long. RefSeq lists its product as hypothetical. Lineage: Eukaryota; Apicomplexa; Conoidasida; Eucoccidiorida; Eimeriidae. Bases 1 to 2058 code for a protein of 685 amino acids. The record is from RefSeq and is a predicted model, not a curated record. The transcript has a single exon.
AUGACAGGGCAGCAGCAGCAGCAGCAACAGCAGCAGGAGGCCCCCCAGCCUCAGGGGCCCUCAGGGGCCCCCUCGCCCCUGCCUCCCCAGGGGCCCACCUUAUCUCACAACCCUUUCCCUCAGCUAAACCCUAUUGAAGCAACGUCCGCUGGUACUCAACAACUUCCCUCCGAUGCGACUUCCAGUUUUGCCGGGCCCCCCCCUGGGCCUCCCCCAGGGGGGACCCCGGGGGCCCCCUUAGGGCCCCAUCCGGCUGCAGGGCCUCUCCUGCUGCCUACUGACUGGGGACCCCUUCCAUCACAGCCGCAUGCAUCACAAUUGUAUGCAGGCGGGGCCCCUGAUGAACUAAGAGCAUCACAAAGCCGCGAGGAUCAGCACAGCCUACAGCAGCAGCAGCAGCAUCAGCAGCAGCAGCAACAGCAGCAGCAGCAUCCCACAGCCCCACUGGCUCCCACCCAUAAACAGAUUUCUGCCUUCCCGCAGCGCAUGCACUCUGAUACAGAUAUCCAGGCGUUCGAACAGCAGCAGCGGCGGCAGCAGCAGCAGCAUUUGCAGCAGCAGCAGCGACAGCAACAGCAGCAGCAGCAAUUCGGAGGUGCACACCAGAUGCAUACGCAGCUGCCUCUACACUUCCCUGCUGGAUGCCAUCAGGGGGCCCCAGGACAUCCUCCAGGAGGUGAGGAAGGGGCCCCUGGGGGCCCUCUUCCAGCAGCACUGGGAACCCAGGUAGUGCAGCGGCACAGGGCAUCAACAGAUCAGGCUGCAGCUACUGCUGCAGUGGUUGCUGCAGCAGCAGCAGCAGAUGCAGCAGCAGCAACGCGAUCCAGGGAAGAAGGGAAGGGCUCGCAAGACCCCGAAGGCCCACCAGCAACUGAGCCACCAGAGCGCAAGAGAAAGGGUACCGGGAGGGCCCCCGUCUCUUCUCGCCGGAAGACUGCUCCAGUUUCUCCGCAGCAGCAGCAGCAGCAGCAGCAACAGCAACACAGCCAUCAGCAAAUGCUGUGGCAGCAACCAGACAUUGGCUUGCUGCUGCAGCAGCAGCAGCAGGCUGUGCAGGCCCUGCCAGUCAGUGGAGCCGGGGGCGCCUCAGCGCAACAGCAGCAGCAACAGCAGCAGCUACUCUAUCUGCAGCAGCUACUGCAGCAGCAGCAGCUGUUGCAACAACAACAUCUGCUGCAGGCGCGCCCUGAGCAUCAUCUGCAGCAGCAGGCUCCGUGGCAGGUGCCUCUGCAGCAGCGGCCGCUGCUGCCCUCACAGACAGGGCAAGAGCAGCAAAUGGGAGCAAGUGUACUGCCUCCACAGCAGGGUUCAUCAGAUCCCCCAGCUGCUGCUGAUACUGCAGCAGCACCACAGCAGCGGCUGCAGCAACUGCUGCAGCUGCACGAAGCUGCUGUGCAGCUGCAGCAAAGGGAAUUGGGCUUGUCGAUGCGCGAGUUAGAGACCCUCUAUCUUCCUCUUUUUUGGAACAAAAACGGCAGCAGCAGCAGCAGAAGCAGUAGUACUAGCAGCAGCGACAACAACACCAGCGACAGCAGCAGUAGCAGCAGCAGCGACAGCAGAUGGAGCGCCUCUUUAAGAAGAUUUAGUUCUUACAAAAUAGGAAAGGGGGGCUCCUUUGGGGCCCUAGGGGAAGGCUGCUGGAUGGUAUGGCCAGCAGAGCAACAAGAUGCUAGCAGCUUGCGGCUGCAGCAGCAGCUGCAGCUGUUGCUUGCAUGCACUUAUGGGGAGAAGAAGCAGCUGAUGCUACUGCAGCAUAUCUGGUGCACAGGCACAGAUGCUGCAGGUGCUGCUGCUGCUGCUGCAUCAAGGAGACACCCAGAAGCAGUAAACACUGUUAUGCUGCUGCCGCCCCCUUCUUGCUUCUCAUGGGCUGCUAAGAAGAAAGGCAUUUCUUUUGUUUGGAAGCGCAUUGCUAGCGAGCAGCAGCAGCAGCUGCUGCAGCUGCUGCAGCAACAGCAGCAGCAGUUGCAGCAACAGCACCAGCUCUUGCUGCAGCAGCAAGGACUCCAGGUGCCCCCCCACCCUGCGCCUGCUGCGGCCUUCCUCGACCCUCUCUAG